Molecule: messenger RNA, 819 nt
Organism: Xylona heveae TC161
Lineage: Eukaryota; Fungi; Ascomycota; Xylonomycetes; Xylonales; Xylonaceae
Exons: 1
Coding region: 94-603 (169 amino acids)
Source: RefSeq, a predicted model, not a curated record
AAUAAGAUUAUCAACCAAAACGUCUAUGCCAUGGACGAAUGACGAGUGACGGCUUUAAAUAAAAAAAAUGGCCAUCUAAAAAUUCAUUCGAGCAUGCGUCACUUUGGGUGUUUUUACUCUUACCCAUUGGCGUCACAACUCUCAGUCCAUGGGAACGCUUAUCACAUCAUCUUUUCAUCAUUGCCGUUUCCUCUCUCUCGGUCGGCUGCUGGAGCCUGGAACAGGUUUCUAUUUUUCCAGUCGAAAUCAUCAUCAUCAUCAUCACCAUCAUCAUCAUUAUUUUUGAUCAAUGGGCUGGAAUAUUUAAAAAAAAACAUGGUACGCGAUCAAAACCUACGAAUAGUAGCGCCUCAUUCUGCGUAUAACACCGGAGGACGGAUACGCGUAUCAACUCCAAUACGAUAUCAGACAGGCUUUUUUUUGUUAUCUGUAUGGCUAGGUAGGUUUGGGAGAGUGGAAGGUAUCGAGUUAUUUGUCACCAAAACUCCUGGGAGGAGCAAAAUUACAGGCUUUUUCAUGGUUCUUUUUUUUGCAUAUGCCAUUUCAUCAAUAUACACGAUGAAACGCAAGUCAAUAAGUCAAGAGGACAGAGAUACUAUUUGAAAAUUCAAAGUAUAUUGGAUUCCUUUUUUCUAAAUGAAUAUCGUGAAAAUAUGGGUGAGUGGAUGGAUGUCGAUAUAUGUUCGACAUUCGUCACAUUGAAGUGGACAAUAUUACGCGGCGGAUGCAAAAAUAAACAAAAAGUCAAGAAAACCACAGAGUUUAAAGCGACAUGUGAUACGGCAUGACAUGCAGUAGACUGAACAAGUGCAUUCCCCC